Messenger RNA from Pogona vitticeps (central bearded dragon), 2414 nucleotides. The record is from RefSeq and is a predicted model, not a curated record. NCBI's taxonomy places the organism in Eukaryota, Metazoa, Chordata, Lepidosauria, Squamata, Agamidae.
UGUCAAGACUAGCCAGGUGUGCUUUAUCGGAGGGGAGGGGGAGAUACAUGGAAUAGCCAAACAGAAAUGCCACAUGACCUAACCACUCACAAGGCCUGUGCCUGCAUGUUUGAAAUUCAGGCCCCAAUAAAACAAUGGCAGGAUUUUAAAAAGCUCAUCAACGUACAGCAAGGAAAAAAAAUGGAAGAGAAUGAAGACUCUGAGGAAGACCACCUCACUGAUUAUGCUGUCCAAUUUAGCAUCCAGGAGUCUCUUGAAAAUGAAAGGAGAAGGAGAUCUUCUUCUCCCGAUCAUGAAACAAGGUUUGUGCCAGUCAGUGAGGAAAACCGUAAGCUUGUAGCUGCCAUAAGAGAAGGUCAUGUAUUUGAUCUGCAGAGCUAUGUGAAAUAUAAAUAUGCUUUGGAUGAAGCUGAUGAGAGAGGUUGGUUUCCUUUGCAUGAAGCUGCUGCCCAGCCAGUUCGGCAAAUUCUGGAAGUAAUUUUAGAUGCAACUUAUAAAACUAUGUGGGAAUACAGGACUUGUGAUGGAGAGACACCCUUGACAUUGGCUGCCAAAUCCGGCUAUGUGGAAAAUGUCCGGACCUUGUUGGAAAAGAGGGUGUGGCCCAAUACUACUAACAGAAAAGGAGAAACUCCUCUUCUAAUAGCAGUUAGACAGGGCUCAUAUGAGAUGGCUUCCGCUCUGAUUGAGUACAACUGUACCAUUAACCAGCCCUGUGUAAGACGUUGGUCAGCAAUGCACGAAGCUGCAAAACAGGGGCGCAAUGAUAUUGUUGCUCUUCUUCUGAAGAAUGGUGGGAAUGUACACUUGACAGAUGGAUAUGGAGUCACCCCAUUAGGUGUGGCUGCUGAAUAUGGCCAUUGCGAUGUGCUAGAGCAUCUGAUCCAUAAAGGUGGUGAUGUGCAUGCUACAGCUGAUGAUGGCUCAUCUAUCCUCUUUGAAGCAGCUGGUGGCGGUAAUCCAGACUGUAUAGCUUUGCUGUUGGAAUAUGGGGGAAGUGGUAAUUUGCCUAAUAAAGCAGGCCACCUCCCUAUACACAGAGCAGCAUACGAAGGGCAUUAUCUGGCCCUGAAAUUCCUCAUUCCAGUUACUUCCAGAACAGCAAUCCAGAAAAGUGGACAUAGUCCUGUUCACUCAGCAGCUGAAGGCCAAAACCCACAGUGCCUAGAACUUUUAAUUGAAAAUGAUUUUGACGUCAAUGCCGUUUUGGCAGAGCGCAUUUCACAAAGUUACGACGAUGAGAGGAAAACAGCACUUUAUUUUGCCGUUUCCAACAACGAUGUUCUCUCGACUCAGAUAUUACUGCAAGCAGGUGCGGAUCCAAAUAAAGAUCCCCUGAGCUGUCUACUUGUAGCGGUGAGAGCUGGGAACCAUGAAAUUGUCCGGUUGCUUCUUUCUUAUGGAGCAAAUGUCAACUGCUACUUUAACCUUGUGAAUGACACCCAUUUUCCCAGUGCCAUACAGUAUGCCUUGAAUGACGAGGCAAUGCUAAGGUUGUUGCUUAACCAUGGAUACCGUGUGGAUCUGUGUUUUGACUGCAUGCAUGGGGACAUCUUUGGAAAUUCUUUUGUGUGGUCUACACCGGAGGAAGAAAUCUUACCUGGAUGGACAUCUUGUAUAAUUAAAGAUAAUCCGUUUUGUGAUUUUAUUACUGUUCCUUGGAUGAAACACUUAGUGGGACCCAUUGUUCGCAUUUUGAUAGAUUACAUGGAUUAUGUUCCCCUGUGCUCAAAACUCAAGUUUGUGUUGGAGUCACAGAAAGAAUGGGCAGAGAUUCGUGACAUACUAGAGAAUCCCCGUCCACUCAAGCAUUUGUGCCGCCUGAAAAUAAGGAAAUGUAUGGGAUUAGAGAGGACACGGAAGCCCCUGACGAUGAAGAAACUUCCUCUUCCAUCUGUUCUUAAAGCAUACAUCCUAUACAAAGAUUAUGACCUUUAUGGAAGGGGGCUAGAUGUGGAAUGAUUGUUCUGAUCCAAGAGGUAUGGGAGUAGCUGUGCUGAGGUUGAAGGUGCCACCAUUGUAUAUCAUGGAGCCAAAUCCUACAGUGCCCUGUUGCCGUCAGAAGGGAUGUUUAAAGCAUCUUGUUCUUGAAGUUUGCAUGAGGAAAGUAAAGCCAAAUCCAAAGAUGUCCUUCCAUGUGCACAAUCACGGGCGUGGGAAUUCCCUUUCAGACAUUCUUUGUGAUAGUACUGUGUAAACUCUCGCACAAAAUAAAUAAUAGGAGCACAACCCUGGAAUCUAUUUUUAUUCUUAUCUCCAGCAUUCAUAUACAUGUGUUCUGUCUCUCUCUAAUACUAUGUUUUUGAUGCAAUACAAAUAAAUUAUAAUUGCCUUGCUCAAUACGUAUCGAAAUUACAUGCAGUGCUUGACUAUAAAUCAUUGUGUAUGUGUGCUAAAGCCGAAGGAGACUGUGG